UAGCCCAUCCCUCCAUCUCAGGGUGGAGGACCAGAAGAGGAGGAUGUGGAGGUACCGUCUGCCUGGCUAUGAGUUGAGGCUCCUGGAGGAACUACAGAGACAGAAGCACAACAGUCUCUACUGUGAUACCCUGCUACAGACUGAUGGUGAGAGGGGGAGGGAGGGAGAGACAGCAGUCUACUGGGAUACCCUGAUACAGACUGAUGGUGAGAGGGGAGGGAGGGGAGACAGCAGUCUACUGUGGAUACCCUAUACAGACAUGGUGAGGAGGGGGAGGAGGGGGAGAAGAGGUGAUGGUGAGGGGGAGGGAGGGAGAGCAGCAGUCUACUGGAUACCCUGAUACAGACUGAUGGUGAGAGGGGGGGGAGGGAGAGACAGCAGUCUACUGGGAUACCCUUACUACAGACUGAUGGUGAGAGGGGGAGGGAGGAGAGACAGCAGUCUACUGGAUACCCUGAUACAGACUGAUGGGAUGAGUGGCGGAGGGAAGGGGAGGGGGAGGAGGAGGGAUGACGAGGGGCGGGUGAGGAAGCGACAGCAGUCUACUGGGCUACCCUGAUACACGACUGAUUGGUUUGAGAGGGGGAAGGGAGGUGAGAGAGGGGGCGUGAAGAAGGGAGAGACAGCAGUCUACUGGGAUACCCUGAUACAGACUGAUGGUGAGAGGGGGGGGGAGGGGAGAGACAGCAGUCUACUGGGAUACCCUGCUACAGACUGAUGGUGAGAGGGGGAGGGAGGUGAGAGAGGGGGUGAGGGGAGAGACAGCAGUCUACUGGGAUACCCUGCUACAGACUGAUGGUGAGAGGGGGAGGGAGGUGAGAGAGGGGGGGGUGAGGGGUGAGGAGAGCCAGCAGUCUACUGGGAUACCAUGCUACCAGACAGAUGGUGAGAGGGGUGAGGGAGCGAGAUGAGAGAGGGGGGUGAGGGAGAGACAGCAGUCUACUGGGAUACCCUGCUACAGACUGAGGGGGAGGGAGAGACCGCAGUCUCUACCAGAGGAGGCUGGUGGUAGGAGCUAUAGGAGGAAGGGCUCAUUGUAAUGGCUGGAAUGCAAUCAGAGCAUGUGAGCGGGGUUGAGCAGUUGGAAAUCCCACUCGUGGCGCUCCGCGUCCUUUCCUACCGCUCAGCUAAAAACCUCUCCGCGCUCACAGGGGGGAAAAAAACUGCCGCUCCUUUCAUUAAAAUCACAAUUUAACCAACACCAAUCUAUAUUUGUGACUACCUGGACCUACCAUUUGGUUUUUAAGUAUUGAAACCAAUCCAUAUGGAUUUAAAUGAGAAGUAUUUUAAUAAACAUGAAAAGGUGAAUGUAAGACACAAACAUUUUCAAAUAGGCUACUUGUCAUAUUAAACACUGUAACUAGGUCAGGAGCCAGACAGGAACGAAAGUGAAUUAUUUAGGCUGUAUUAUUUCAGUUAUUUCAAGGCUGUAGCCUACAAAGAAAACAUUGUGAAGCAUUUGCUAGUGCAACACACUAGCCUGGUAGGGACAUUAAGCUCUCAGCAUUUAAACAGCAUUUAGUUGUAUUAAAUCAUUAUAGUCUAUAAAUUGCACAUAAAGGCUGUGACUUACUUAAUUAAAUGAAAAAUCACUUAUUAGUGCCUUUGAAUUCAUUUUUAGAAACACCAGUUUGGCCAGUCUUCAGUUAUGACCUAUUGUAUAGAUAAUAGAACCAAAAUGAAGGAAACUUUUAAGAGAUCAGAUUUUUAGUUUAUAAAUACUUUGCUACAAUGACACACUUAGUUAUCUACCCACCUCAUUCCUUACUUUUAGCAUGUGCACGUAGUAAGUACCCCAUCAUGCUUUUGGGACGUGUGUAUUUUCAGAUUCCACAAUUAUUCUUUAGUUGUGGACAUUACAUCACCACACUCCCUCUCUUGCUAUUGGUCCUCAUCUUUGUAAGUCAUCUUGAUUUAGCACCUGUGUGUGUUAUCACUUUCUUUAUGAAAAUAUGUAGUGAACUCCAUGACAGUAGCUAAAGCAAGUGGCUAUAGCAGCACACAAGUAGACUACAAAUGCAUGCUGGGACGGCGUGCCCUGAGCUGGUGAAGUGAACACUACUGGAGCGCUAUUGGAGCGAAUGUGGAGCGGGCGAGAAGGCCGACGCUCCAGCCUUUAGGAAUCUCUCUCCACGAUCCAGUCAAACUGGGCACGCUCCGCUCACAUACUCUGGAAUCAAUGGAACGCUAUCAAACAUAUGGAAACCACACGUUUGACUCCGUUCCAUGAAUUCCAUUCCAGCUGUUACAAUGAGCCCGUCCUAUAGCUUCUUCCACCAGCCUCCACUGGUCUCUACUGUGAUACCCUGCUAUAGACUGAUGGUGAGAGAGGGAGAGGGGGGAAGGAGAGGUUACCCUGCUACGGACUGAUGGAGGGAGGAGAGGGGGAGGGAGGGAGGAGAGGGGGAGGGAGGGAGGAGAGAGGGGGAGGGAGGGAGGAGAGAGGGGGAUGGAGGGAGGAGAGAGGGGGAGGGAGGGAGGAGAGGGGGAUGGAGGGAGGAGAGGGGAGGGAGGGAGGAGAGAGGGGGAGGGAGGGACAGUAAUGACAUGAUACAAAGUAGCCAAAUGAUUGAUGUAAGUUAUGGAGACAAUGAGGUUCAUAUUGAGGAUAGUAAAGGGAUCAAUCAAAUCCAACUCCCAUUCCUCCUCUCCUUCCACAUGCCCUUCGUUAAAACCUAGACAUUAGGCCUACAUCACAUUUCUUCACCUGCAUUACAAAUGGAGCUAAUGACGUCACAUUUCUCUCUUCUCACAGGUUUGUCAGUCCCGGCCCACAGCUGCAUCCUGGCUGCCCUGAGCCCCUACCUGUCCAAGGCCCUGUCCACCCAGUCAUCCCCCCUCCCCGCUGGGCAGAGAUGGCCACUCAAGCUCCAGGCUGUGAAGGCCCAGACCCUGCUGAAGCUGGUGGAUCUCCUGUACUCCGGAGAGCUGGAGGGAGAGGGCACCAUGGAACAAGAAGAGGUGAUGGCCGCAGCCUGUAAGCUGGGUAUAGGCCGCUUGGUGGAGGGGUGGAAGGAUAGGGGGAGGGAGGGGGGUGAGGAGAGGAGGUGUAGUCUUACAGAGGUGGGAGUGCAGACAGAGGGAGGAGAGACACAGGUGGACGUGGGGGCGUUCGUGGAGACAGGGACACAGACUGAGGACUGUAAUGGAGGUAUUUGCAUGACUUUCCUCAGUCCUCUCCCUGGUGCUCUCCCUACAUCCACACAUUCACCCUCACCUCCAAACCCACCCCUCCUACUAGUCCAGAACAGCAGUGAAGGACAGCAGCACACAACUCCCUCAGCACCCCGUUCCCCGAGUCCCCGGAUUAUGACCCCCACUUCACACCCCAGUUCCACCCCACCCAGCGUCAAAGCAAUGGUCAACGGUGGAACAGCUCCCUUUAGAACCCACGCUUGGACCGCCGAAACGGAGGGGUAUUGCACCGACGUCACAAACCCCUCAUCGUCCUCUGUUGUCCUGGGCAGUGACCACCCCACGACGCCCCGGGAGAAGAGUGCCGUCCCAGAAUGCUCUGUGACGGAGAAGAGGGAGCACACUGGGACGGGAGAGGGAGGAGGAAGGAGGGAGUGUUUGGUGAGGAGAGGUAAGAUGGGGAGACAGCUGAGGUUUUUAAAUCAUCUUUCAAACCCCGGGGCCUUGAAUCAACGAUUUGACUGUUAUUUUCGACAUCCUUUGUGUUUUUAUAUAUGAUAUUUGGCAUGUACUGUAAAGUGUGUUGGCGUUUUUAAAUGCACUGUAAAUAAGAUGUGAUGUGAUUUUGAGGUGUGGUUGGGAGGAAGUGCCUGACCGGACAGAGGCUGGAGAACACUCAGAUCUCCAUGAAGGUCAAGCUGAGGAGGAGGACCAGGGGACAGGUAGGUGGUCUGUCCAAAAUGGCACCCGAUUCCCUAAAUAGUGCACUACUGUUGACCUGGGCCCUGAUGUAAAAUAGGCUUUAUCAAUACAUUUGAUUGAUUGAUUGAUUGAUUGUUUGACAGGUGUGGGAGCUGGUCAGUGGGCAGGAGAGGGACGGAACCAUCUCACCUGGUCUUAGGCAGGAGAGGGACGGAACCAUCUCACCUGGUCAGAGGCAGGAGAGGGACGGAACCAUCUCACCUGGUCUUAGGCAGGAGAGGGACGGAACCAUCUCACCUGGUCAGAGGCAGGAGAGGGACGGAACCAUCUCACCUGGUCAGAGGCAGGAGAGGGACGGAACCAUCUCACCUGGUCAGAGGCAGGAGAGGGACGGAACCAUCUCACCUGGUCAGAGGCAGUCGGUCCUCGCUGCUCUGAAGAAGGUGAAUGGCACAAUAACUGAUACCGUUCUAAUACUUCCAAUGCCAUUCUAACUCUGAUUGUUGUCAGCAAAGUUAAGAGAUGAAUUUGAGGGCUCCAUUUUUACUCUAGAAAAUGUUUGCCUGUUAGUUUACAGUGAAUGGCCAUUACCAUGUUAGUAAGCCAUUGAUGUGUUUUUGAAUACCCUGUCCAUUACUCAAGUUAAUCUGAGCUGGCAAAACAGCAGCACAAGUCAAAAUAUAUAUUUCCUAAAAAUGUAUCUUGAAACCCUGUUCAGAUGAAACCCUGAUGAAGGCAGCAUAGCUGUUGAAACUUUGGUAUAUAACAUGUAUUGCAUCGGAGCCAAAUGGGCUUUUAUUUUCUCAGUGUUCUUUUCUCAGUAUGUCUCCUUUUAUUAUUUCACGGCAGGAAACAGAAUGCAUGAGGACAAGACAACUACCACACCAGUCUCUCCACCCACCCCAGUUCCCAGCCCUCCCCCGAAGCUCUCCCCUCGACACAGCUUUCCUCACCCCUCCACCAGACCUCCCAAUCUCCCCACUCCGAUCCCACUCCCACUCCACCUCCAAUACCACCGCCCAGUCAAUCUCCCUUAACCACUGCAGCUCCACCCACCAUCCGACCCCACACCCAGUACAUCAACCCCAGCUCGCCUUGCCCCAGCCUCCGGUAUCUUCAUUUAUUUUACGAUUUAAAAAAAAAGGCAAUUCAAUCACGCAUUUAAAAUGAUCAAGGUAACACAGAAAAUGUUUAACAACGUAUUUCUGUUGUGGUCCUCUUGUUUUGGCCAGCAGGUAGAGGAAUCGGACGAGCAGAUCGAGAAGAUGCUGGAAGACAUCAUGAUGGGGUUGAACAUACUGCCCCCUAUGGUUCUGGAGAAGGAUUGCGAUCGGCACCACCAUCUCCAAAGCCACGACAGACCGUCGGCCUGCUCCUGCUCGCAUCAUCCCGUCCACGCAAGGCAUUGUGGGAUGCACAGCGCCAUUGGCUCGGCUUCUCGUUGCAUGUGUUCGCAACGAGAAGGAAGUGAUGCGUUGUCGACUGAAACAGGUAUGUUUUGUUACAUGUUAUGUGAUCGAACACCUUUCUCUACUGAGAAGGCUUCAUAUUUAUAUUUCAGUCAUUUAGCAGACGCUCUUAUCCAGAGUGACUUACAGGAGCAAUUAGGGUGCCUUGCUCAAGGGCACAUCGACAGAUUUUCCACCUAGUUGGCUCGGGGAUUCGAACCAGUGUCCUUUUGGUUACUGGCCCAGCGCUCUUAACCACUAGGCUACCUGCCGCCUUUAAUCUGAACCAGGCUCCUUGUUAACUAUGUUGUAAGGCUUUCUAGCUACUUAUGUCAGUGUUUCACAACUAAUCAUCAACUUAGCAGUUUAAGUAGAAUCAGGUGUGCUUGUCAAGGGCUUGAUGAUUAGUUGAUAAGUAGAAUCAGGUGUGCUUGUCAAGGGCUUGAUGAUUAGUUGAUAAGUAGAAUCAGGUGUGCUUGUCUGGGGCCACAACAAAUAAAUACUGUUGGGGGUACUGGAGGACCGGAGUUGGGAAACACUGACUUAGUCUAUGUAUGAUAAAUCAUGUACAUUUUAAAUGCCUGCCCUUCCUCAGCUACUCACAGCACUGCUUGCACUUAUCUAUCUCACAGUGUAAUCCAUUACAAUAGAUCAAUAUUAGCACCCACACUUAGCUACCACCGGCCUCACCCCCCUCUCUCUCUCUCUUUCUCAAGCCUUCCACUCCAUCAUCUCCUCCCAUUUCGUCACCACGACAACCACCUGCACCGUCACCCCUGACCUUUACCUGGACCCCCAACCUCUGACCCCUCACUGCUCCACCCCCCACCCCUCCACCCCCCACCACCACUCUCACCCUCACUUCUCCUGUAAUGAUUACUCCUCUGACUGGACCGAAUGCAACCGGGCUUCCUAUUGUUCAGGUGUACUCCAGUGCUCCUCUGAGAACGCCAAGAACCACCAUGAACUCCUGGUCCGGUUCCAGAACCAGAACUCUCAGAACCAGGAACUCCAGAACCGGAACUCCAAGAGCCUGGUGGUUGGAUGCGGUGGCAGCAGCAGCAUCAUACCAGUCCACUCAGGCCCUUCACCAAGGCCUCCCCACCACCACCAGUCCCUUCCUCAGAGCCAGGCCUCUCUACCUUACACAGGGGAAGAGGACCGAGAUCCAGGGUGCUGGAAGGGUUCUUCAGCCCAGACAGGCGUUCCGUCGACAUCCAAAGAGUAUGUUUGUAAUCUGUCCUCUGCGGAUUGUCUGUCGACCAAUGGAGAGACCACUCCAAGUCAAGUGAAUGGAGACACUACUCCAAGUCAAGUGAAUGGAGACUCUACUCCAAGUCAAGUGAAUGGAGACACUACUCCAAGUCAAGUGAAUGGAGAAGCCAUUCCAAGUCAGAGUCUGAGUCAGGCCAGUACGAAUCACGAAGUUCCACAAGAAGAAGAACCAAUGGCUGUCACCCCCGGUUUCCUCCCCCCCUCUGAAACGGAUGCUUCUGAACCACAACACCCAGCAUGCCCACCAGAUGCCACUCCCGGGAGAGGACUAGGUUUCCCAGAACUCCUUUCACUGCUGUCUCGAGGAAGUGAAACCCAGCCUUCCCAAUCUCCUCCUCCACAUUGGGAAGAGCUACGCCUGCCAAAAUGUCUCUCACCCUUAAAUUCGCCGGAACCCUCACCACCACCUUCUCCGACGAAACCCUUCCUUAAAUCCCCAUUCCGGCAUCCUGCUACUCCAUUCCAUAGAAUCCCUCAGCUGUCAAAGCUACCACCUUGGCUCUGCCGCACUCCGAGAAGACUACAGUUUCCACUUAGCUCCAUGAUUCACUCGCCACAUUCCCGUGGAAAUCUGUGUGAAUCUAAGAAAUGCCUUUUGCUGCCGUUGGAAUCCAACAACAACUCCGAGCAGAUGACUGAUGGUCAAGACAGGGCUAGCAUUAGCAACAACUCAAGACUGGCCGGCAAAGAGGGCGAGGAGGAGUGGAAAAGGAAGAAGGUCGUGACCACCACUACGGGGCGAAGGCUUGAGAAACCAAAGGCGAAGAGAAGCGAGGGAGAUGAAACCUUGAAGCCCCACAGUAACAGGAAGAGAAUCCGUGUGAGGAGAAAGGAGGGUUUUGAGGCGGAGCAGGGGCGAAGGAUUGAGAAACUGAAAGCAAAGACUGAGAGAAGCCAGGGGGAUGAAACCUUGAAUCCACCCAGGAACAGGACGAGAAUCCAUGAGAGGAGAACAGAGGGUUUGAAAGCGGAGCAGGAACAAUCAGAGGACAGCGAGACCCUGGAGCCUCGUCGGAAAAAGAGGAAACGCAACGUCUCUACAAAGAUAGAAGUCGGGGAUGAAGAUAUAAAGACUGAAAGAGUGAAACUCAACGACGGCACGAAGACUGAGAACGGACAAGUGAAAAUAAGUAUCUGCUCUGUCAGUCUGGCAACCAACAAUGUCUUAGCGAGUGAACGAUUAGGACGGUACCUUUCCAACACCUCCACCACCUCCACAAAGUCUUUGUCCAGCCUUGGUGAGGAAGCCAACGGACCUCCAGAAGGAAUAAAGAGGCUGAGAAGGGAAAUGGGGAACCCAGUAAGGGUGCUCCGAGCCAGGGAUCGAGAUGUGAAGCGCCCCCCUAACGUUUGGACCGCAACCAGGAGCUGCUCCCCAGUAAAACUUCACCAAGAAGACCAGCCGUCUAACGUGUCUUCUGAAACCCCCAGUCCUUCCAUCUCCAGGUUUCAAGCUCUGGCCAAUGCAGUUGGACUGCUCCAAAUCCCACCAACACCACCCCCGAA
Molecule: messenger RNA, 8066 nt
Organism: Coregonus sp. 'balchen'
Lineage: Eukaryota; Metazoa; Chordata; Actinopteri; Salmoniformes; Salmonidae
Source: the annotation of a GenBank genome assembly